This is a messenger RNA of Pezoporus flaviventris, 1149 nucleotides long. It is a transcript of the gene SF3A2, whose product is annotated as splicing factor 3a subunit 2. The transcript is spliced from 9 exons. Bases 54 to 1001 code for a protein of 315 amino acids. The record is from RefSeq and is a predicted model, not a curated record. Gene Ontology annotation, molecular function: zinc ion binding; nucleic acid binding. NCBI's taxonomy places the organism in Eukaryota, Metazoa, Chordata, Aves, Psittaciformes, Psittacidae. Gene Ontology annotation, biological process: spliceosomal complex assembly. Gene Ontology annotation, cellular component: nucleus; catalytic step 2 spliceosome; U2-type prespliceosome.
GGCGGAGGGAGCCGACUUUCUCCAUAAGUAGCUGAAGCACAAAAGUCCCCAUCAUGGAUUUUCAGCAUCGUCCUGGGGGCAAAACAGGCAGCGGAGGCGUAGCCUCUGCCUCAGAAAGUAACCGAGACCGCAGGGAAAGGCUCCGGCAGCUGGCUUUGGAAACCAUCGACAUCAACAAGGACCCUUAUUUUAUGAAAAAUCACUUGGGCUCUUAUGAAUGCAAGCUCUGCCUGACGCUGCACAACAAUGAGGGAAGUUACUUAGCCCAUACCCAGGGGAAGAAGCAUCAGACCAAUCUGGCACGUCGAGCUGCCAAGGAGGCCAAGGAGGCCCCUGCCCAGCCUGCACCAGAAAAGGUCAAAGUGGAAGUGAAGAAGUUUGUGAAAAUUGGAAGACCAGGUUAUAAAGUGACCAAACAGAGAGACCCAGAAACAGGCCAGCAGAGCCUUCUCUUCCAGAUUGAUUACCCAGAGAUUGCAGAAAGUAUCAUGCCUCGUCACCGCUUCAUGUCAGCCUACGAGCAGAGGAUUGAGCCCCCUGAUAGACGCUGGCAAUACCUUUUGAUGGCAGCAGAGCCCUAUGAAACCAUAGCCUUCAAGGUGCCAAGCAGAGAAAUCGACAAAGCAGAAGGAAAGUUUUGGACUCACUGGAACAGAGAAACCAAACAGUUCUUCCUUCAAUUCCACUUCAAGAUGGAGAAGCCCCCAGCUCCUCCAAACCUCCCUCCAGGGCCCCCGACUGUGAAGCGGCCUCCUCCACCUCCGCUGAUGAACGGCUUGCCCCCGCGGCCACCUCUGCCUGACUCCAUGCCACCACCUCCUCCAGGAGGCAUGACUCUGCCUCCUAUGCCUCCCUCUGGACCGGUGCCACCGCCUCCAGUGCCACCGCAGUUGCCACCAGCCCCCGGUGUACCCCCUCCUGCUCCUCUGCCACCCAUGAUGAGGCCACCGCUCCCCACAGAGGGGCCGGGCACUAUCCCCCCUCCGCCUCCCUCCAACUGAAGCCCCUCCUGGACUCAGUCCUGCUGGACUCCUCCAGCCCCUCUCUUUUUUAUAUGCAGAUCAUGACUGAUGGAGAGACCUAUUUUGGGUUUGUACACCUGCACAUUUGACUAAAUCCUGUAGGUUCAUUAAAAGCUUUUCAAUUUUC